Messenger RNA from Carassius gibelio (silver crucian carp), 1456 nucleotides. Its product is annotated as ubl carboxyl-terminal hydrolase 18. The transcript is spliced from 10 exons. Gene Ontology annotation, biological process: protein deubiquitination. The record is from RefSeq and is a predicted model, not a curated record. NCBI's taxonomy places the organism in Eukaryota, Metazoa, Chordata, Actinopteri, Cypriniformes, Cyprinidae. Gene Ontology annotation, molecular function: cysteine-type endopeptidase activity; cysteine-type deubiquitinase activity. Bases 190 to 1188 code for a protein of 332 amino acids. Gene Ontology annotation, cellular component: nucleus; cytosol.
CAGCUGUUUCUGUUUAUGUCUGUAUGAAACUGCGUGUUAUGCUACGAGUACAACGGGAGCGGAAGUAUCUUGAAGAGGGUGAAUAUUUCAUUUGAUUUUUAUAACCCAUGCGCAGUUUAAUUUCGACGGCGUCAGAACAACAGUUUCCAGACAACACUGAGAAACGUUUGCAGUCGUGUAUGUCUGUAGAUGGGAAAGUAUUGGAGUAAAAUGGCUUAUUAUCUACUAUACACACGCCCUGUACCAUUGGAUUAUGACGUGAGGGGACUUUUAAACUACAAGCUGUCCUGCUGUGUAAAUGCUUUGCUUCAGUCCUUUUCUGCCACCACUGAACUACUGGACAUACUGAACAAAUGGCAUCCAUCAGAUAGGACUGAUAAGAGUAAUGUCCCACUGCAGUUGAAGAAUAUCCUGGAAGCCAUGAGGGGAAAAUCAUAUCCUGCUCCAUACAAAGACUUCCUCAACUGCCUCUACCGCCAAGCCAUCCAACGAUGGACUGAGCAGGAUGCAGAUGAAAUAUUCCACAUCAUCCUCAGUCUCAGUCAGAAGCAGAUAGCUGAUGCUGUUCUGGCUCAGGAAAUCAGCAGUCUCUUUGAAAUAAAGGUGGAGACCCAGGUGGGGUGUUUAAAUUGCAAAUUCAUCCAACGAAUGCCCAACUCUCUUUUUAGCCUUCCUUUGGCGAUCUGUGAAAGGGAAAACUCCUUGGAAAACUGCAUCAACUCUUUUUUCCAGCUACAAAAGCUGGUGGACAGUGAGAAGGUUUACUGUGACAAGUGUGAAAAAAGGCAGCCAUCCACUUAUGAGUUGAAACUCGUCUCAUUGCCUCCGAUUCUGUGUGUCCACUUGAAAAGAUUCAGAAAUGAUAAUGGCUACCCAAGGAAACUCUACAACAAAGUCGCCUUCCCUGAAACGUUUAGCACUGGCAUUUUUUCUGCAGGAAAAUCAGAAGCUGAUUGUCUCCGUUCUGAUGAGCAUUACAGUCUCUAUGCAGUAGUUGUGCAUAAGGGAACUACUGUGUCUGGUCACUACACUGCUUUCAUCAGACCAAAUCAGGAAAAGAUGUGGUAUUAUGCUGAUGACAGCUGCGUGCGACCAUCCACAUGGGCAGAUGUGCAGGGCACAUAUGGAGGGUACCGUCAGCACUAUGGAGAGACAGCCUACCUGCUUCUGUAUAGGAAGAAGAGCUGAAUUCAUCUGGAAAACUGUUGGCAACAUGCACUGAAGCACUUGAUGAAAACUACAUGAAUGAAUGCAGAGAAUAUUCCAAGAAAAGGAUUAAAGUCUAUUUAUAUUUUAAGUAUGAAGAGGGGUGUUUAAAAAUGAAAAUCAGUAUAUAUUUUAAUGUUGAUUGGGGUUAUAUAGGACAAUAUUUUGUAUAGGAAUAUGCUGCCAGAGCAUAUUUUGUGGAUAUUAUGGAUACUGUUCAAUAAAAUGAUAACAAUAUGUUUUGAAAUAA